Molecule: messenger RNA, 576 nt
Organism: Bipolaris zeicola 26-R-13
Lineage: Eukaryota; Fungi; Ascomycota; Dothideomycetes; Pleosporales; Pleosporaceae
Exons: 1
Coding region: 1-576 (191 amino acids)
Biological process (GO): replication fork processing; DNA repair; resolution of meiotic recombination intermediates
Cellular component (GO): FANCM-MHF complex; Fanconi anaemia nuclear complex
Molecular function (GO): protein heterodimerization activity
Source: RefSeq, a predicted model, not a curated record
AUGCCUCCAAAAGCUGCCGGAGCCAAUGCUGCGCGAAGAAAAGGUCCUGCCUUCAAUCCCCCGCGUCCUGUCAACGCCGCUCCCCAAGCCUCCUCUUCCACCACUGCAAAACGCGCUCCUGCACCAGUGGCAUCCCGCGCAACUGCCGCUGCAAACAAAAAGAAUGCCUUUCAGCCAGCAACUGACGUCAUCGAUCUUUCUGACGACGACGCGCCUGAAGAACUCAUAGAUCAAAUUGAUAGCGACGACUUCGACUCCAUAAUGGAAGACGUCGGGCCUGCGACUGCACCAGCUCGCUCAAAGCCCCCGCCAGCCAAGACGACCUUGUCUGACCCCGUCGUACCUCGGCCGCUGCUCGCGCGUCUGCUCCUCGAAAACUUUGAGGAUCCCGAUAUGCAGAUACAGACGGGCGCAAUGAAGCUUGUGGGCAAGUACAUUGACAUCUUCGUCACAGAGGCCUUCUUGAGGAGCAAGGACGAAAGAAAAACGACAGCCAAGAACGGCGGUCUUGUCGAUGGCUUCUUACAAGUCGAGGACUUGGAGAAGUUGGCACCACAGCUUGUGCUCGACUUUUGA